GUGAGACAACAAUUACCAAACAAUAAGUGUAACGGAGAACGCUCCUCGCUCCAUGUUGAGAGCAAGAGGGUCUGCGCAGGCGGGGCCGCGGCGCAGCGGGCACCAGGCGAGGCCGCGACGCAGCGGGGUCCAGGAGCGUCCGCAGCCCGGGCUGCCGUCGCACGAGCGCGCCAAGUGUUUCCGGAUCACUUGCUACGUUAUAGUGCAGUGUGUGGCGGUAUUCGUGGGCGCCGGCACCGUCUACCGGUGCGUGUGGGCGCCGGCGGCGGGGAUGCGCGAUUACGACAAGCUGGCGCGCAUUAUGUACUUGUACGACUCGGAGGCGUGCGGACGCCGCGUGGCCGCCGCACUCGCAAUCGCCAACCUGCGGCUGAGCAACGCGACGGGGCCGCGCGGCGUUCGCCCUGUGCGCUGGCGGCCCGCCCUCGCCACCGUCUCCGCCAGCCUUUCCGCCGCCACCAGAUGGUACCUGAACUUCAGCGUGGCGAUACAUGCGCUAUGGCUGCUGUCGGCCUUGCUCGUCAACAUUCUAGUGAAAGCCCGCGCGAGGCUUCGGUUUCAAAAGAUAGGGCUCUCGUUGUUCUUCUACGCGUCUAUUUCUGUGGUGAUAUUCGAUCUUUCCAUGGCCAUCGUGUACGCGUCGCAUAUCAAGAAGAGCCUAACAAAGGGCAUGAUACUGCGCUAUAGCGGGUGGAGCGUCGAGAUGAAGCUGGAGAACUAUACGGCGUGGGGCGGUUGGGUGCCGCUGGCAGCAGCGCUGUGCUGGACCCGCGGCGGGUUGAUCGAGUGCCUCAACGUGUAUUGCUGCCGCGCCGUGCACCUCGCGCUGCGCGGCGUGAGGAAGCGCGAGGUAAAGCGUCGGCUCACAUUGGCCUUGAAUCCACCGCUACCGGAAGCGCGCUCGGAGAACCCCAGUGACGGCACCGUCCUCUACUUUAGGGCCGGAGAGUAUAUCCCCUUUAGAGAAAAUAGGGUCGGUGGUCGUUUCUAAUUUACAUAUACUGAUGUCCGUACAAUACUCUCAUGUUUACAUUAGUUGCAUAUUUAUUAAGUUGUAAUAAUAAAAAAAAAAGUCUAUGUUAAUCUAUACUUACUAUACUAUUAUAAUAAAGCGUAAACA
This is a messenger RNA of Papilio polytes (common Mormon), 1120 nucleotides long. RefSeq lists its product as uncharacterized. The transcript is spliced from 3 exons. Bases 53 to 991 code for a protein of 312 amino acids. The record is from RefSeq and is a predicted model, not a curated record. NCBI's taxonomy places the organism in Eukaryota, Metazoa, Arthropoda, Insecta, Lepidoptera, Papilionidae.